Messenger RNA from Penicillium antarcticum, 963 nucleotides. RefSeq names its product alpha/beta hydrolase. Lineage: Eukaryota; Fungi; Ascomycota; Eurotiomycetes; Eurotiales; Aspergillaceae. The record is from RefSeq and is a predicted model, not a curated record. The transcript has 6 exons. Bases 1 to 963 code for a protein of 320 amino acids. Gene Ontology annotation, molecular function: hydrolase activity.
AUGGCAUCUUUCAACGUGGAUGAAUUGCUUUCGGAAGAAUGGGCUCAGAUAGAGCAGACGAUUGGGGCCAGGCCCCAGCUCACUGGCGAUGCGCUCACCAUGAGAGGGCAAUAUAAAGCGCUAGCGGAGCAGAUGAAUGCACUAAGCCCGGCGACACCAAACGUGAGUGUGGUGGAUGAGCGUAUCACUGAGCAUGUUACGGUGAGAAUAUACAAGCCAAUAGAUAAGAAAGAUGCCCUGCCGGUGGGAGUUUAUUUCCAUGGCGGCGGAUUUUGUUGCGGUGACCUUGACUCUGAGGACCCCUUUUGCCGUUCGCUGGUUGAACGCCACCACUGUGUGAUUGUUUCCGUGGAAUAUCGGCUGGCUCCAGAGCACAAGGCUCCAGCACAAACGGAGGAUGCGAUAGCGGCGUGGAAUUGGAGCAUACGGAAUGCAUCUCUUCUGGGCGGUGAUUGCUCACGCUAUUUCACUAUUGGCCAAAGUGCUGGAGGUAAUUUAGCUUUGGCGACCGCACAUCUAUUGAUUGAUCAAGGCAGACGAUUAGAGAUCAAGGGUGUGGCGGCAUUAGUCCCACUGGCAGUCCACCCAAAGAACGUCCCUCAGCCUCAUGGGAGCAGUCAUCGAUCAUAUCAGGAGUGUGCACAUGGACCGGUCAAUACAGCAAAUGCGAUGGCUACUUUCUUGGAAUCGGUGGAAGCCAAGGAAGAUGACCCAGGUGUCUUCGUACUCCUAAGUCGACACCUGGAUUUGUUUCCGCCGACUUAUAUUGCUGUCUGUGAGAUCGAUCCUCUGCGGGAUGACGGUAUUAUCAUGGGGCAAGUCUUGCAAGAGGCUGGUGUUCCUGUGAAGCUCGACCAUUAUCGAGGCCUGCCCCAUGUUUUCUGGGCAUUUGGAUGUCAACCCCCCAGUGGGGACUUUAUAGGUGAUGUAUUGACCGGCAUUGACUUCGUUUUGAACUCAUAA